This is a messenger RNA of Serendipita indica DSM 11827, 321 nucleotides long. The record is from the annotation of a GenBank genome assembly. NCBI's taxonomy places the organism in Eukaryota, Fungi, Basidiomycota, Agaricomycetes, Sebacinales, Serendipitaceae.
AUGGCUACACCACUCAUCGUCGGAAUUGGCGCAAUAACCGCUGCUGUUGCUGUCAGACAUGCUAUGCGUACCGGAGCACUCAACUUUGGCAAAAAGGCUGGUCAGGAGCUUGCAAAAGGCGGCUUCAAGGCCAAGAUGGACCGAGCAGAGGCGAUGCAAAUCCUUGGACUCAAGGAUACCGUAGCUGGCCGUGCAAAACUGCGAGAUGCGCACCGACAAAUUAUGCUGGCGAACCAUCCCGACCGAGGAGGAUCACCAUAUCUGGCUAGUAAAAUCAACGAGGCGCGAGAUUUGAUCGAUAAACUGGAUAAACGCCCAUGA